This is a messenger RNA of Pygocentrus nattereri (red-bellied piranha), 2671 nucleotides long. RefSeq names its product GA binding protein transcription factor subunit beta 1 (gene gabpb1). The transcript is spliced from 8 exons. NCBI's taxonomy places the organism in Eukaryota, Metazoa, Chordata, Actinopteri, Characiformes, Serrasalmidae. Gene Ontology annotation, molecular function: transcription cis-regulatory region binding; protein binding. Gene Ontology annotation, biological process: positive regulation of transcription by RNA polymerase II. The coding region runs from base 649 to 1731 and encodes 360 amino acids. Gene Ontology annotation, cellular component: nucleus. The record is from RefSeq and is a predicted model, not a curated record.
GAAGAAAACGACCGUCCUCGUCCUGGAGCCUCCGAGUCGGUUCAAAACAGGGAAGCUUUAAGGGAAAAACCCGAGACGCGUUUUUCCUCAUACUGCUUUAAAUAUGACGACUAAAGACGAUUCGCGGAAACACGAUAAAUAAAGGAAAUAAAUACUUUUUCAUUUUACACGCAGUAAAUCUGCACUGUGGUCCGACUCUGAGGGGUGGGAAGGGCUGUGAGCGCUUAUCGGGCUUUUAAUUGGAAUAAUUAAUUAAGUGAAUAAUUUAAAUCGAGUUCAGAGCGAAACGCUCGGCGACGCACCUCCUCCAGCGGGCGGUGUAUCACUCCGCCGCUGGUUUGUUUAUUUGCUGCGUGGGGAUCUAUUUGUUUUGAAAGUGUGUGACAGUCGCGCUCAUAGUGAACUUAGCUUCCUCCUCGGUGGCCUCCCCCUCGGUCCACCUUAAAUAGCGCAGCAGCUGCACUCUAACUACUUCGCUACUUAAGGUGGACCGGGGAGAUUCGAGCGAGAAGCCGGCGAGUAGCGCCGUAUCCCUCCGCGCUCGGUUCUCUGGGCUACAAAAACGUUUUUUGGGCUCCGGUCGAAGCCACGGGGUUUUUUCUCUCGCUGUAAAGCUCGACGGCCGGACCGAAGCCCCCGACUCCGAAGAUGUCUCUGGUGGAUCUGGGGAAGAAGCUGCUUGAGGCGGCGCGCUCCGGGCAGGAUGACGAGGUUCGGAUCCUCAUGGCUAACGGUGCUCCAUUCACUACAGACUGGUUGGGGACGUCCCCGCUACACCUGUCUGCUCAGUACGGUCAUUACUCCACCACCGAGGUGCUCCUGCGUGCUGGCGUCAGCCGCGAUGCGCGGACAAAAGUGGACCGGACCCCUCUGCACAUGGCGGCUUCAGAGGGCCACGCUCGCAUCGUGGAGGUGCUGCUGCAGCACGGUGCUGAUGUUAACGCUAAAGACAUGCUGAAGAUGACCGCUCUUCACUGGGCGGCGGAGCACGGUCACCGUGAUGUGGUGGAGCUGCUGCUGCGUUUCGGCGCAGACGUCCACGCUCAGAGCAAGUUCUGCAAAACUGCGCUGGACAUUGCGCUGGACAACAACAACGAGGAACUGGCCGAAAUACUGCAGGUGGCCAUGCAGAAUCAGAUAAACACUAACCCGGAGAGUCCAGACAUGCUGACUAUCCACACAGCUUCGCCGCAGUUCAUCAUCGGACCUGGAGGGGUCGUCAACCUGGCCGGACUCAUCUCUCCUGGCAAUCCUGCCAAAUCCGCAGUGAUGGCUGCAGAGGAAGUCGUAGCGGCGGACUCCGUAGAUGGAGCCAUCCAGCAGGUCGUCAGCUCUGGAGGUCAGCAGGUCAUCACCAUAGUAACCGACGGCAUUCAGCUGGGCAACCUGCAGACGGGCGGAGCCAUCGGCCAGCCAAUCAUAGUCACCAUGCCUGACGGACAACAAGUGCUGACGGUUCCAGCCACAGACAUUGCGGAGGAGACGGUGGUGAGCGAGGAGCCGUUGCUGAAGCGGCCACGAGUGGAGCUGGAGGAGGGCGAGGAGGAGGAGAGUAACGUCAGUCAGACGCAGGAGAUAAAGGAGAAGGUGGCGCUGUUGAAGCAGUUGGAGGAAGCGAACAGAGAAGCGCAGAAAUAUCGGCAGCAGUUCCUGAAGAAGGAGCAGGAGGCCGAGGCUUACCGGCAGAAACUGGAAGCGAUCACACGCCAAGGAGGGAAGAAAUCCGCGUGAUGAGCACAAACCAGACUCUGCCAAACUGAUGUUAAUGUACUUUUUAAAAAGACCACCCGUAGACCACCGCCGUGGUCAGAGACACUCCAGAAAUGGCUGGAACUGCAGCGGAAACUGGGAAAUCAGCCGGACUGGAGGAAACCGCCGCAGACAUCCGGCAGCGGAGCGUGAUCUGCUUUUAACCUGAUUAUAAUAAUACAGAUAAUUCUCAGUGUUGGAGGUGUUUCAGCCUUAUCUCGGUCUGGUGUAUCUAUAGUGUAGAGAUGAUUACCACAGAAAACACUUUGAACACGUUUCCAUGAAUUUAGAAGAUGCCAGAAAAGCCCAGGACUCAAAAUGGACUUCUAAUAGAAGUCAGUGGGCAGAUGUGAAAGCUGUUCUUUUCAAACACAGUUCAGAUGCAACAGGGCGAAAGAGAGACGAGCUCAUUUAAAGCUUACGUUGGACUGUGGGAGGAGUUUGGAGAGGAGGAGGAGGAGGAUGAUGAUGAUGAUGAUGAUGAUGAUGAAUGAGAUGUUUGUUUCUUUAGACUCUGAACAGCCAAAGAAGUGUAGAACAUCAGUGUGGGGCUGCGCAAUAUGGACAAAAUAUCAUAAUGCAGUCAGAAUUAUUAAUUAUGGUUUAUUAUUAUUAUGAUGAUUUUUUAUUAUUGUUGUGAUUAUUAUUCAGAAAUAAUAAUCGUGACUGCAGUUCACCUCAAUAAUGUGUGGUGAAAACCAGCGCUGUGGCUGUAUGUCCGACAUCCAUGUGUGUAGUUUUUCAUGUUUUGAAUUCUCUUAGACUUUUAUUUUAUAAUUUGUGUAUUAUAUCUGUGUAUUUGGGUGGACAAUAUGGCUAAAAUGAAAUACUGCAGUACUUUUUCCACGAAAACAAUGUUUGGAUUUCUGGUGAAUUGAAACAGGAGCUGCACCAGUAAAAGUCUUUCAGAAACUGAGCACGA